UUUCAGCAUUUACUGUUUACCUGUUUUAUUGUUUUUUGUAUGGUAGCUUUUUGCUUUUACCCGGAUCGUUAAUCGUUCGAGUUAAUAAUGAUAAUAUUUCUUACAGAAUUACAAAAGGAUCAUCUAAAAUUAUUACAUGAACAUUCUGUUCAAGUUUUGAUAGACUUCUGCAAAUUGGCUGUGGAAUACAUUAAUAAGGGAGCCAACUCAAACAAGUAUGGAAUCGCUGCUGAAAAACUUAAAGUUCCACUGGCCACAAUACGAAAUCUUGUCCAAGCACUCGUUUAUCUAAUAUUGGAGGGAAGUAAGCACAAUUUAUCAGAAUCUGAUUUUAGAUCUUCAUUAGCAUUGGCAGGUUUUUCAAAUGAUCAGCAAGAUGUUAUGAGUAAAUUGUAUAAUACAAAGAAGAAGGAACUAUAUGAAGCCUUACAACUGUUACAACGUAAUGAUCCAAAAUAUAUAGAUUUUGCUUGGAGGUUUGAAGUGCAGAUUGCUUCUAGGAAUUCAAAUGAAGGAAUAAAACCAGUGGUGACAAUGGAUUUUGUUACAAUGAGACCUAAGAGCUUUGCCUUACAUGAGAAGGAAACCAUUAUAAAUAGAAAACAAAAGGCUACAAAUUAUAUAGUGGAUGCAACUGUACAGGAAGCGAAGGCAGCAAUUCAAUGUCAAAAUAAUGUUAAUCACACACUUCUUCAGUGUGAUAUACCAAACCUUAUUCAUCUCACUAAUAAACUGGAUCAAGCACUAAAGGAAUCAAAGAGUCAACAUGUACGUAAAGUACAAAGAUCGUUAUAAAGUAAUGUAAAUAAAUAUGAAAAUAAUUAAUCAAAUUCUAUUUGUAUUUUAUCCAUUAAAAUAAUUUAG
Molecule: messenger RNA, 864 nt
Organism: Bombyx mandarina (wild silkworm)
Lineage: Eukaryota; Metazoa; Arthropoda; Insecta; Lepidoptera; Bombycidae
Product: COMM domain-containing protein 2
Source: RefSeq, a predicted model, not a curated record